UCGCGCUCCGUAUGCCGUGUAGGCAAAGGAAAACAAAAACAAAAGUCCACUGCUUUUUCUUCACGAACAACGGCGCGGACCAGGCGCUUGCAGAAACACACAAAGAAAGGUGAAGACGCGCGAUGUCGCUAUUAUCGCCACCACCAGGCCCACAAUUUCACGUAUCCUUUCGUGAGUGCGUGUGUGUCUUGGAUGCGGGUCUUACUAGGGAAGCAGUGGUGCAGUGAAGUGCGAGCGCGGGUGUGACUCGAUGGGGAAAAAUGCAUUCAGCGUAAUCAUUGUGCAAGUAGUGCAGUAGAAAGUAGAUACGUUGCGGAGUGGUGCGAGAAAAUAGCGCCCUCCACCCUGUCCCAACCUCUCCAUCCCCAUCUGCAAGGGGCAAUCUGGCGGAUCUGGCGGUGCAGUUCCUUGUAGGAGACGCGCGUGAAGACAAACGCUAAGAAAGCGCACGACGAACUCGCACGAACGGUUGAUCAUUCUGGUUCCGUCUUCGGCAGUGGCAAGGCGUACCUUUUGUAUCCAGGCAGCACUGAGCGAAGUGAACCGGACGUUUUGGGGGAGAUGUUUCGCGUGUUUCAGUAGACAUCCAGCAACAACUCACAGCCACACACACACACACAGAAGUGGUGGUGUAACGAACAGUGAUUAGUGAUUUGGGUUUUGUAGUUACUAGUGAUGCCCGGGAACGUGUGGAAGUGAUACAAGAUUUUCGCGCAAAGGGCAUUUAAGAGUAAGCAGAACAACAGUUCCUACGAAUAAUCAAAACAAACGUGUGUGUCUUCUUGGGUCGGUGCCAAGCAUCAUUGGAACAAGUGCAGUACAAAUCCGGUAGCAGGAGCAGCAGCACAUCACAGCAAGCAAGAUGAGCAACGAAAUGUCCUGCAAGGGAAGCCCCACAUCCAGUGCGAGCGUUCGCGCCAGCCUCGUGACGGACGAGAGCCACUUCAGCCUGGCCAGCCUAAACUCGUCCGUCAGCCAGGACGAGUUCUUCCGGUGUCGCGAUCACUCCGAUCUGGUGCUGAAACGAAUGCAAGACUACCUCCAGAGUGAGAAGCUUUGUGAUGUGGUGCUGAUCGCUGGCGUCGACGGACGACGAAUACCAGCCCACCGAUUGGUGCUCUCGGCCUCGUCCGCCUACUUCAGCGCAAUGUUUACCGGGCAGCUGCGCGAAAGCCAGCAGGAAGAAAUCACCCUGCAGGAGGUGUCCGGCGAGGCGCUGAACUCGCUCAUCCAGUACUGCUACACGGGGGCGAUCGAAAUACGCGAGGACACGGUCGAAACGUUGCUGGCCACGGCGUGCCUUCUGCAGCUCAGCACCAUCGUCGGUGCGUGCUGCAACUUUCUCGCCCGUCAAUUGCAUCCGUCCAACUGUUUGGGAUUCUCGCUGUUUGCCGAGCAGCAGGGCUGCACCGCCCUGCUCAAGCUGGCCACCGCCUACACCUGCCAGCACUUCCAGCAGGUGUGGAAGAACCAGGAGUUCUUCAUGCUGGACGCGGCGCAGCUCGCGAAUUUGCUCGGUAGCGACGAUCUGAACGUGCCCAACGAGCAGGAAGUGUUUCAUGCGCUGAUGGCCUGGAUCCAGUACGAUGCGGAGGGUCGCAAACGGCACAUCCCGGAGCUGUUGGCAUUGAUCAAGCUGCCACUGUUGCAACCUUCGUUCAUAGUGGAUCACGUGGAAGCGCUCUGCGGAGGAGCGAACGAAUGCCAGCAGCUCGUAAUGGAAGCGUUCAAGUGGCAUCUCAUCCCGGGGCGUCGAUCGCUCAUUGCCACCGCCCGGACCCGGCCCCGAAAAUCGACGAUGGGCCGUUUGCUGGCAGUUGGCGGGAUGGAUGGACACAAGGGUGCGAUCAGCAUCGAAAGUUACGACCCUCGGCUCGAUAAGUGGACACUGUUGAAGAAUAUGCCGACGCGUCGACUGCAGUUCGGGGUGGCCGUGUUGGAGGACAAACUGAUCAUUGUUGGCGGUCGGGAUGGGCUGAAGACGCUGAACACGGUGGACAGUUUCGAUCUGAACACGAUGUGCUGGAGCACGUUGGUACCACCGAUGGGAACGCCUCGACACGGGCUGGGAGUAGCGUUUCUGGAGGGCCCACUGUAUGCGGUCGGUGGUCACGAUGGUUGGAGCUAUCUGAAUACGGUGGAACGGUGGGAUCCUUCGGCACGCACCUGGAGCUACGUUGCGCCAAUGUCUGCAAUGCGAUCGACGGCAGGGGUAGCUGUGCUGGGCGGGCGUUUGUACGUGGUUGGUGGCCGUGAUGGGAGUGUGUGCCACCGGACGGUCGAAUGCUACGAUCCGCACACCAAUAAGUGGACCUUGCGGGCACCAAUGAACCAGCGGCGUGGGUGCGUUGGUGUUGGCGUACUGAAUGGGUUCCUGUACGCGCUCGGCGGCCACGAUUGUCCGCCCAGCAAUCCGGCCGUGUGCCGAACGGACACGGUAGAACGUUACGAUCCGACAACCGAUACGUGGACGCUGAUCGCCUCACUGAGCGUCGGCAGGGAUGCGAUCGGGGUGAGCGUGUUGGGCGAUUUCCUGGUCGCGCUCGGUGGGUACGAUGGCAUCCAGUACCUGAAGAUCGUCGAACAGUACGAUGCAGAAACGAACGAAUGGACACCGAUCGCACCGGUCAACUAUAGUCGGGCCGGGGCGUGUGUCGUGGCGAUUCCGAACACCUUCCCCAACCCGGCAUCCACAACCGGUGGCGUUGCGCUUCCGUCUACCGGCGCCAAUCCCUCCUCACCGAACAAUGCGAUCGCUUCGUCCGCUUCCUCUUCCACUGUGAAUGUUCCGGUUGCCAACAACAGCACCACGGGAUGGCGCGGAAGUACCAGUGCCAGCAAUUAUUACUAUCGCAGACAUUUCCGCAUUUGUGAUUACUACGUGUAGGAGGCGGAAGUACAAGCCCCGUUGUAAAGAUGGACACAGGAAAAAUAGAGGUUUUAGAGCGAAAGAUUUCAUACACACAGUAGCAGACUGCUUCCGGAGAAAGUAAUAAUGGGAGAAAGUAAGUUUGAAGGAUAGUUGUAGUUUCAGUUUUCAACCGCACCCGUCGGGACGCCGGACUGUGAUUUUAGUUUUGGAAUGGAUGGAUGGACCUGUGUAUACACGCACUGAAACUACUACUGCCCCAUACUGCGACGCCACAACUACUACUACUACAACACACCUGAAGAAGCCUUUUUAGCAGCACAGCCACACAGACCUGGUUUAGCCGUUUGCGAUCAGGAUGCGAGAAUAUGGAUGCCAAAGAAAGACGGUGUCACGUGGUUCGAUUUAGUAGUAGCUGACAACAAACCUGCCCCGCCACCAGUGAGAGAGAUUUAGUUUUUCCGAAGUUUUCCUUUUUCGUAGCGCCCCGACAUCAUACUACUGUAGCCAAUGGCGGACGGACGGCUCAACCGAUCGAGAGUGGAGCUGGCUGGGUGCGCUCUAAUGCAGCACAGGAUAUGGAUGAAUAUAACUUUUUGAAAUGAUAUCAUUAUUUUCGCUAUAAUGGAAUUUAAAAAAAGAAGAAGAAACACAAGCAAGAAGUUAGCAUGUAAUCAUUAAGUAACGGAUGGAACUAUAAAUAAACACGCACUUUCAACAGUGUAUACAAUUUUGUGACGAAAUCAA
Messenger RNA from Anopheles stephensi (Asian malaria mosquito), 3616 nucleotides. RefSeq names its product kelch-like protein 5. Gene Ontology annotation, molecular function: protein binding. The record is from RefSeq and is a predicted model, not a curated record. The transcript is spliced from 7 exons. Bases 863 to 2887 code for a protein of 674 amino acids. Lineage: Eukaryota; Metazoa; Arthropoda; Insecta; Diptera; Culicidae.